Messenger RNA from Ahaetulla prasina, 4387 nucleotides. RefSeq names its product N-acetyltransferase 8 like (gene ASPNAT). Gene Ontology annotation, molecular function: L-aspartate N-acetyltransferase activity. The transcript has 3 exons. The record is from RefSeq and is a predicted model, not a curated record. NCBI's taxonomy places the organism in Eukaryota, Metazoa, Chordata, Lepidosauria, Squamata, Colubridae. Gene Ontology annotation, cellular component: mitochondrial membrane. The coding region runs from base 60 to 1061 and encodes 333 amino acids.
ACCCGGGGGGAGCGCGGGCCCAACUGCAGCGCCGCGGCUGCCUUAUAAAUUGCCCCCGAAUGCGGCGGAGCUCUUUUCUGCCGCCGCCGCCGCCGCCGCCUCGCCCGCCUCGCCCCGCGCCCGCCCCCCUCCCCGCCGCCGCCGCCGCCGCGCCCCUCCGCCCGCGGCCCGUUUGCAUGAAUUGCUCGCCUCCCGAGAUGGUUUGCGAGACCAAGAUCGUGGCCGAGGAGCGCCAGUCGCUCGGGGCCGCCGCCAAGGAGGGACGCCUGCUCGCCCCCGCCGCCCCCGCCGCCCUCGCCGCGCAGAUGUGGCCGCCCGGGGCCGCCGCCUCGCCGCCCGGGGCCGCGGCCGGGGCGGGGGGGCGGGCGGCCGGAGCGGCGGGCGUCUCCAUCCGGCCCUUCCACCCGGCCGAGGGCGAGGCGGUGCGGCGCAUCUUCUACGAGGGCAUCCUGGAGCGCAUCCCCAACACCGCCUUCCGCGGCCUCAAGGACCAGCCGCUGGCCCAGCUGCUCUACGCCGCCUUGGCCGUAAUAUGCUUCGUUGUGACCAAGUCCUUGCUGGUGAUCUGCUGCUUGCCUGUCUUUCUGAUGGGCACGAGGUACUACUUCAGUAGGAAAGUUAUCCUCAGCUAUCUCGAGUGCGCCCUGAACACCGACAUGUCUGACAUUGAGCAAUAUUACAUGAAAUCCCCAGGUUCCUGCUUCUGGGUGGCAGUGUUAAAUGGCAACGUGGUGGGCAUCGUGGCAGCCCGAGGCAACGAGGAGGACAACACGGUGGAAUUGCGCCGCAUGUCCGUGGACUCUAAAUACCGUGGUAAAGGGAUCGCUAAAGCUCUGGGCCGGAAAGUGCUGGAGUUUGCUGUGGUCAAUAACUACUCCUCGGUGGUACUGGGGACCACGGCGGUGAAGGUGGCAGCCCACAAGUUGUAUGAAUCCUUAGGCUUCAAGCAUGUUGGGGUGGUCGAACACUAUUCUCUGCCUGGAAUGACCCAUUCUAUUCUAGAGCACAUGUUCUUCCAGCUUCGCUACCACCGCUAUUGCCUGCAGCUGCGUGAAGAGUGAGGGAGCCUCAUCUUCAUGGCGGCCCUCCCCAGAACCUCCUGGCCAAUGUUUUGUGGGGGUUUGUGUCAUGGUUUCUUUGCCAUCUCUUCAUUUCAUGUUCUUCAUUGGCUUUGUACAAGUCCUUGUACAAGCGAAGGGCCCUUCUUCUUUUCUGAGAUGCUUGUAGGGUGACGGCGGCGCUAAUGCUGGAGGUACGGUGGACCUGCCCUUCGCCUGACGUGGGUCAAGGUCAGGAUGGACCUGCGCACUUUCCCAGUCUUACCCCGGUUAACCUACAUAAGCACAGAAAUGUCAAUGCAUAACAAGGCUGCUUGUCUGACGUGUGUUAUAAAUAAUGAUAAUGAUAAUAACAAUUAAUAAUCUCCUUUCCCCCCUCCCCCCAAGUAUUAAAAAAAGCGAUACUUCAUGAUACAGCUCAGUGCAAAAGUUUUAUGUGAAUGCAUUUCUCAGUAUUUUAUGAAGUAGUAUGCAUUCAUGUUCUCAUGAUAUAAUACCGGUUAAUCAUGCUGAAAGAAAAUGUGAAAAUCCUGCUUGCUAUAAUGCAUGAAGAGGAAGUAUUUGCAUGCAUUCAAACACACUAUCAAGUAGGCGCUAAUAAUAAUAAUAAUAAUGCACUUUCUGGAUGUACCUCCCUGCUGCCCAAAUUCUCAAGAAUAUUGGUGCAUCUCACACCCGGGACUUGGUCCUUUAUCCUUAUUUUCUUCCUAAGCCAGCAAAUACGAGCCCUGAGCCCAAUGUAACAUAUGUAAAUUAUAGAAAUAUCAAAUAUGCGAAUGUAGAUAGACUUUGAGGUCCCCUGCCAGAUAGCUCCAUCCAGAGUGUUAAUUUUCCUUUAUUGAAGAGUUUUGUUUAUUACGUUUGCUUAAACGAUCCAAACUCUUCGCUUUUGUGGACUGGUUUCCCAGAGGCAAAAUGGAGACUUCUGUUUCUAUGGCAACACACCUGUACACUAAUAAUGUGCACCAAAUCUGAACACUUGAGAAAAAGCAAUAUGCAAAAGAGAGAGAGAGAGAGAGAGAGCUGGAGUUGCCGGUUUCAGCUGAAGGAGGCCAGGAAAGCAAAGACUUUAAUCAGUUGCUACUUGCUAGUGGGAUAACAAAUAUAGAAGAGCUGGCGUAUAACGUCACUGCUGCUUUAACGAUGUCACAUUUGUGAGUUGUCCAGCUCUACACAAAAAACGACGCAACGCAACAGAGAUAUGGCAUGCUGCCUGUUGGAGCCCGGCAUGAAAACAUCCGAGGUUGCAGCUUCUUCUGCCUUGAAAUACCAACCUCUAUUUCAAGAAAUGGCAACUUUUGCAUUCAUGACAUCCGAAUAGAAGCCAGGCAGCUUUGGGGUUUAAAAGGCAAUAGGUUCAGAAAAGCUCAGAAGAUUUCGGGUUGCAUUUAUUUUGUGGGGUGGGAAGGAAGCCGGAGGGCUGAGCUUGAUAAAAGCAGCUCUCAUUUAACAUUUCCUCCGGUUGAAAAAAUCAGGAUCGUAAUCGGGCCGCCCCACCGACUGGAGGGAGAAGGUCCCAGAGAUAGAUGAAGCCAAGGGGAGGAGAUGGGAGGAGAAAGUCUUCUGACCUGUCAAUGGAGGAGAGCAGCUGCGUUUCUAUUCGGUGACAGGGAGGCUCUUUGUAUCUUGCUCUGGUCUCAGAAUGAGGAAUGGGUGGAAAGAUAGCAAAGAUGGAGAGGCUGCCCUGAAUUUCCCUCCCUUCAGGGCCUGCAGCCCCUUCCCUAUGGCUGGGCUUCCCGAAGAGCAGCCGUAGCUCCAUCCUUACCCAGGAAGGGCACCGGUGAUGGGAGAGGGGCUUCCUGGUUGCUCCCCCCCACCCCCCACCCCGUCUCAAGCCUGCAGCAACUUGGACGAUGAGGCUUUUCGGGCUGAUGACCAAAUAAAGGGAGAAGGAUGGGUCACAAAAGACGGUUUUCUGCUUCAGCGGUGACUGCCUUCCUGCCUCAGACGGUGCCAUGAGCUAAAAAUGGCCAGACCAAACUGUGUCCCAGCAAUAAAACCCCUGAUCAGGACUAAAGAGUGACUUGAUGAACAGAAUGUACUUAUUGGAACCGAGUGUGUGUGUUUGUGUGUCUUGAUGUAGAAUGUAUUUUUUUUAAAAAAAGAAAAAUUCUAUGCUGUACAUUUCUCUUGAAGCUCUUCAAAUGUGUACCGUUGGGGGGGUGGGGAAUGUAGGAUAGAAGUGUAUAGUGUACAGAAAUUGGUACGAUAUUUUAUAGCUGUUUUUGGUGAUUACAUUAAACUGAGUAACCCAGAUUAAUAUUAUAAAGUGUUAGGAAAAAAAGGGAAAGGGAGGAACUGCUUGUGCCUUUUAAUUUUUUUUUUCCUUUUGUGUUCUUCUGUUAUCCUUGCACUAAAUGGUUUCUGGAGAAUUAAUAGUUCUAUAUAGCCUAAUGAAUUGGACGAUGAAACUGAUACAUGACCUCUGUGGACUGCGGUGGAUUUUUAUUGAGGCACUUUAAGAAUGUGGAUGGUUUAAUGCUCCAAACGGUGGAGAUUUCCUCUUUCUUAGCUGGGUGACCCAACACCAGAGAGGGAAGUCUGCUCUGCAAGACCUUCACUCAACUGUCACUGUAUGAUAAUAACCUUUUUACGAUUGCAUAUGGGAGCAAGCUUCUGAAAAUACAUGGGUUUUGAAGUGUUGCUUAUUCGGCUUCUGCCUAAUUCAUUCAUGCAGUUAGUCAAAUGGCAAGGGAUCUCUGGUCCAGCUAGUUGUAUCUUCUUUCCACUUCCUUUAAAUUACAGUACAUCAGCAAAGGGCUGACAGAAAACAUCCUUGACCUCUUUUUCUGGGCUUCUCCUGUAAGGUCUCACCUCGCUUUUUGACCCCUGCGGAGCCCACCAGGGAAGAAGCCCUAAAUCGCUGCAGUGAAGGAGUUACGGAAGGUGGAAGUCUGAUGAAAGUCUGUUAAAGAGGAGAGCUUGAAAGACGGAUGGGACACACUAGGAGGUGGUGUUUUUACAUACGAAACAUGAUCCUAACGGACGUGGGUGGUAAUAACCUGAAAGUAGAAGAUGCCGGGAGGGGAUUCUGUAACAUUCAAAGGGUGGCCCUAUCCUUCAUCUAGGAAUAAUGGGAAACACAUAUUUCCGCAUAAAUCUAGAGGGAACCAUAUCCUAUGAGGUGGUUUUACCUUGGAGGGGAGAAGAGAUGCAGGAUGCAGGAAACAAAGUUUCCAUCCAAUCUUCAUCAACCGAAGGAAGAGGCCCCAGGUUGUCAUGGGUUGGAGAUGGGAGUUUAGAGCAUUUUGCAGCUAUUGCGGAAAAUAUGAUAACUGCAGCCAACUGCAAUCCUCCAGUGAAUUAUCCAACUCGAUCUGCGUAUGCUU